GAUUGUUCUGGUUUUUCGAAUCCAGAGAGAGGGUUUCAUUUCAAGUGUAAGACCUCAACCAGAAAAAAUGGCGUCCAAUUCUGGAAGACGAUUACUUCAGAGGUCAACAGAGACGGUUAGGGCAUUGCUAAGUCGUAGCCAAAGAGCUCAAUCAACUCCAUUUAAUCUCAGCGGGCUCGCACCCACCAAACCUACUCCUUCCUCUCGCCUCUCUGGUCAAAAUCAUUCGUUCUUCUUCUCCAGGCUUCCAGUGGAAUUGGGUUGUGCUGAGUCUUUGAUGCCUCUGCACUCAGCCACUGCUUCUGCCUUGCUAACGUCCAUGUUGUCUUCAAAGGUUGGCCAAUGGGGUACUCUCUCUGAAGGAUUUGCGACUCCACUAUAACAGGGCCUUUCAAGUCUUCGGCAUAUCCUGAGAUGCUGGCAAGAGUACCUUCAGAAGCUACCUCUUUUUGUCCUUUAGAAUAAAUCAUUUGUAACUUCAUAGAGAAAGGAUACAUAGUAUUUCUAAGGAAUUGUUCUUCAUGAUUGUUCUCUGCGUGCUCCUAUAAUACAAUGUUUCACCAGUUUGUUUGAUCUUACUCUUGAAAGAGAAUAGAAUUGGUUUAUUUGUUUGGUUUA
Cornus florida is the source of this 618-nucleotide messenger RNA. RefSeq names its product protein NUCLEAR FUSION DEFECTIVE 6, mitochondrial-like. The record is from RefSeq and is a predicted model, not a curated record. Gene Ontology annotation, cellular component: mitochondrion. The transcript has 3 exons. The coding region runs from base 68 to 382 and encodes 104 amino acids. Lineage: Eukaryota; Viridiplantae; Streptophyta; Magnoliopsida; Cornales; Cornaceae.